ACACACGCGGUGUCACUGACCCAAACAUUGCUCAAACACGCCAACAGUAUCUUUCUCUUCUCUUCUCUUCCAUUAGAAAAUGUCACAACCAACGAUUCCCCUACGUAGGACGAACAAUCAUCUCCCAGAAGAAAUCGUGUCGGAAAUCCUAGUAAGGCUACCCGUGAAAUCACUCCUAAGAUUCAGGUGCGUUUGCAAAUCUUGGUACCGUUACAUAGCCACCCCCAAUUUCAUCAAUAAUAACUUACUGUACUGCAAUGACCACAAUCGUGGUUUUUUCAUACACAUGCCCAAGACUACUGGUUCCAUGGUUUCUUUUAGUCGUCCUCACGGUCAAAUCUGUACGGUAGCUUCCCACCACACGUUUGAAGCUAUAUCCGAGCUUAGAAUUCCCUUACUUUUCAAUCUGGGUAUCCCCAUUUUGUGGGUUCAUGUAAUGGCAUAUUGUGUUUCUCUGAUUAUAGGUCUUUUGAGUUUAAGGAUGUAUACUUGUGGAACCCCAGUAUUAGAAAAUUUAAGAAAUUGCCCGAUACUUGCUUGACCCACUUAUUUAAUGUGAGUCUAGGAUUUGGGUUUGAUUCCCAGAAUAAUGACUACAAGGUUGUCAGGAUUUCACAGUCUACUGCCAAACCUAUGCCUCCCCCUGACGUUGAGGUGUACUCCUUAAGUUCGGAUUCAUGGAAAAGAGUUAGACUUGGAAUCUCCUGGAGAUCCAAUGUUGUGUUCCACAAAUUUAAUUGUACUUUGACAUUCCCGUUUGUGAGUGGAAAUUUGCAUUGGAUGAUAGAAAUGAUAGAAGGAGGUGGGCAAGAGAGGCUUUUUACUUCUAUCAUUUUGUCAUUUGAUGUCAAUAGUGAGAAAUUCAAAGAGCUACCACUGCCUGAUGAUGAAGGAAGUUGUAUUACGAAAUGUCUUACGUCAUUCAAGGAAAAACUGGCUUUGAUUAAAUUUGGAUAUGGUGUACAACCACAUAGCUUGCUAUGCUCAAUUUGGGUGAUGGGUGAUUCCUGGAAUAAACUUCGUGUUCUCCCAAUUGAAAAUCUUACUGAUUUCAUUGGUUUCACCAACUAUGGUUUACUUCUAGUUCAAAAAAGGUCUCGGCUGGUCUCAACCAACAGUGAAUUAGAGAGGAAACAUAAGUCUGUUUUAAUUGACCCUGAAACUCUACAUGAGAAGGAGAUUCAAGUUGAUUAUCGUUUAGAUGUAGCUGCUUACAUGGAAAACCUUGCUUUACUUGAUGGAGCAAAUGUGGUAUAUUACUAAGAAGAUGGUGCUAUGUGUAUAAAAAGUGAUGUCAUCACAGGUAUGGAUGAACUGAAACUUUUGUCAUGUGUUUACUGGUUGCAGUAGACAUGUUAGUAUUGUUAAAACUAUUAUUUGUGCCCUGGAUUUAUAUGAUCCUGUUAUGGUUGCGGCUGUUAUAUAUUAGUAUUUGAUAAUUUUUGUGAAUAAUUGUUGCACAGAUUGUGAACCAAUAAAAAUAAUGGGCCAAAAUAACCUUGUUUUGCUUGUGUUUCU
Messenger RNA from Quercus lobata, 1518 nucleotides. RefSeq names its product F-box/kelch-repeat protein At3g06240-like. The record is from RefSeq and is a predicted model, not a curated record. NCBI's taxonomy places the organism in Eukaryota, Viridiplantae, Streptophyta, Magnoliopsida, Fagales, Fagaceae. The coding region runs from base 634 to 1263 and encodes 209 amino acids. The transcript has a single exon.